This is a messenger RNA of Nicotiana tabacum (common tobacco), 897 nucleotides long. The record is from RefSeq and is a predicted model, not a curated record. Lineage: Eukaryota; Viridiplantae; Streptophyta; Magnoliopsida; Solanales; Solanaceae.
AUGGCUAUGGCAACGUGUGAUCUAGUUUGGGUCAAGCAGUUGCUCAAGGAGUUGAAGUUCGGAGAAAUCAACAAGAAGGAACUGGCAUUUCUCCCUGGCCCUCCUGUCAGGGUAACUGGCCGAGGAGUUUCCAUUAGUGAUGAGCAAAAUCCUUUUCUGACUGGGGAAAGCGCUCAUCCAGAGAGAUCAGGGUUUGAUGGUCCAGGGACAAAGGAGCCUCUGAAAUUUGACAAUUCAUACUUUUGUCCUCGCUACUCCUGUGGAGUAGGGGUAAGGGAGCUGCUAAAGGGAGAAAAUGGGGACCUGCCGGAACUUCUCACUGACAAAGCUUUACUGGAUGAUCCUGUGUUCAGACAUCAUGUUGAGCUGUAUGCUAAGGAUGAAGAAGCUUUCUUUAGAGAUUAUGCCAUAUUACAGAAGAAACUCUCUGAGCUAGGAUUUAUCCCAUGUUCAUCUGGUUCUAAGGUGACAGUGACGGACAGCACUAUAUUGGUGCAAAGUGCUGUAGGCGUUGUUGUUGCUGCUGCAGUGGUGAUACUGAGUCACUUGUACAAGGGCAGCCCUGUGCACAAGACAUCCCCUUCACGUAGGAUUCAGGGAAGGGUCGCACUCCAAGGGAGGUGACGUAGACAACCUACCUUAAUACAAGCAUUAGUGACCGCUUUUACGGUUCGAACCUGUGACAUGCCGAAAAAGAAUGAAGUGAAUUCAGCACUACAAAUUGCUUUGUUACUCUGUACUAACUACAUGAGUUAGUGUACCUCAUUUUUGGUUUUCACUAUCCUUCUGAAAUAACAGCCUGCAGAGCCAUCUAAUUGAAUUAAAUAGAAAGAUAUAGUUUCAUAAUGGUUUGCUCGACUUGUUUGUUUUGAAGAUGACCUUUUUAAUCUCAACCUC